Molecule: messenger RNA, 315 nt
Organism: Aspergillus tanneri
Lineage: Eukaryota; Fungi; Ascomycota; Eurotiomycetes; Eurotiales; Aspergillaceae
Exons: 1
Coding region: 1-315 (104 amino acids)
Source: RefSeq, a predicted model, not a curated record
AUGGUUGUCGAUGCUGGAUACUUUGCCAAGCAAGGCAGGAAGGUGAUUCAGCGCAUGAUGCACGAUGGACAUGCGCCUCUGUGCGAGUCCGAUUUUACAUCGCCUUUUGGUGAAGUGGUAGCUGCUGGACAGACACCUGGGUCCCAAGAGAAUCCCGAGAUAUUCAUUGGCCUGCGGAUGAUAGACCGCCAGAUUGACCGGGAUGGUGAAUCCUCGUGGCCCUCAAAUCCUCUGCUUUUCUUCACUACCUAUGGCGCUCGAGCCAAACAGGGGCAAUCUGUGAAACAGGAGGAUUCAUCCUCAUCCUUCCCCUGA